This is a messenger RNA of Lucilia sericata (common green bottle fly), 2642 nucleotides long. RefSeq names its product guanylate cyclase 32E-like. Gene Ontology annotation, biological process: cGMP biosynthetic process; receptor guanylyl cyclase signaling pathway; protein phosphorylation. The record is from RefSeq and is a predicted model, not a curated record. Lineage: Eukaryota; Metazoa; Arthropoda; Insecta; Diptera; Calliphoridae. Gene Ontology annotation, molecular function: guanylate cyclase activity; peptide receptor activity; protein kinase activity.
GUGCACAUCGAUAGCAAUGGAGAUGCUGAGGGUAACUAUACAGUCAUAACUUUGCAGCAUGAUAUGAACAGUGUAAAUGCUGCCAAUUCUUUGGCAAAAAUGUCUAUGCAACCAGUAGGUUAUUUCGUGUACAAUAAACAAUCUACCAUACCGGAAUUUCGUUAUAUUAAAACUGAUCGCCCCAUUCAGUGGCUUAAGGGUCGACCACCCUUGGCAGAACCAUUGUGUGGUUUUAAUGGUGAACUUUGUCGUAUGAAAAAAUUGGAUUGGCGCUAUAUAACAUCUGGCUCGUUUUUUGGUUUAUUCCUAAUAAUAGCUGGCAUUUUUCUUAUUAAGCAUUAUCGUUAUGAACAAACAUUAGCUGGUCUCUUGUGGAAAAUUGACAUGAAAGAUGUGACCAUUAUAAAUGUGGACAAUAAUUGUGAAUAUAAUAAUUUAAAAAAUAAAAAUAUUUAUCAAAUAUGCCGUCAAAGUAUAUUAACCGGAGGCGAUACAAAUAAAAAGGCUUUUACAAAUAUAGGUUUAUAUCGUGGCAAUAUAGUGGCCAUGAAAAAAGUUUAUAAAAAGACUGUUGAUAUAACCCGUUCCAUACGCAAGGAGUUGAAACAAAUGAGAGAGAUACGCCACGAAAAUAUUAUCAAUUUCAUAGGUGUCUCCAUAGAUCAUGGCUCUGUUGUCAUUUUCACCACCUACUGUGCCCGUGGCAGUCUGGAGGAUGUUUUAGCGAAUGAUGAUUUACAUUUGGAUCAUAUGUUUGUGUCCUCACUAGUCAGCGAUAUUCUAAAGGGCAUGAUAUAUUUACAUGAUUCUGAGAUUAUUUCACAUGGAAAUUUGAGAUCCAGUAAUUGUUUAAUCGAUUCCAGAUGGGUGUGUCAAAUAGCAGAUUUUGGUCUGCAUGAAUUUAAGGCAGGACAAGAAGAGCCGCAGAAACGAGAAAUGGAAUUGAAACGUGCUUUAUGGAAAGCGCCAGAGAUUUUAAGGGAUCCAUCGCCACCGUUGCGUGGCAGCCAAAAAGGCGAUGUAUACUCUUUUGGUAUAGUAUUGUAUGAAAUAAUUGGUCGCAAGGGACCCUGGGGUGAGACAACAUAUACGCAUGAUGAAAUAAUAACAUUUGUUAAGCAACCGGAAUUAUUACAUCAUGGUGUCUUCCGUCCAUCACUGUCACAACUCGAUAUUCAGGACUAUGUACGCCAGUGUUUGAGAUCAUGCUGGGAAGAAGAUCCAGAAUUGCGUCCUGAUAUACGAUUAGUACGCAUGAAGUUAAAAGAACUGCAGGCUGGAUUGAAACCGAAUAUUUUUGACAACAUGCUUUCAAUUAUGGAAAAAUAUGCAUAUAAUUUAGAGGGAUUAGUACAAGAACGUACCACACAACUUUAUGAGGAAAAAAAGAAAACUGACAUGCUGUUAAACCAAAUGUUGCCAAGAUCUGUUGCAGAAUCUUUAAAACGUGGCGAACCUGUUGAGGCUGAAUGCUUUGACUGUGUGACAAUAUUGUUUAGUGACAUUGUAGGUUUUACGGAAUUGUGCAGCACCAGUACUCCAUUUGAAGUGAUUGAAAUGUUAAAUGAUUUGUAUACUUGUUGUGAUUCAAUAAUUAACAACUAUGACGUUUAUAAGGUUGAAACAAUUGGUGAUGCGUAUAUGGUCGUUUCUGGUUUACCAUUGAGAAAUGGCAAACGUCAUGUUGGAGAAAUUGCCUCGUUAGCAUUGCACUUAUUGCAAAAUGUUGCUAAUUUAAAAAUACGCCAUAAACCAACUGAAAAUUUACAAUUACGCAUUGGUGUUCAUUCUGGACCCUGUGCAGCUGGUGUAGUGGGCUUAAAGAUGCCACGAUAUUGCCUUUUUGGUGAUACUGUUAAUACAGCUUCACGUAUGGAGAGCACGGGAGAUGCAAUGAAAAUUCACAUAUCCGAGGAAACGUAUCAAUUAUUGGAGAAUUUAGGAGGAUAUCAUUGUAUAGAAAGAGGACUGAUUAACAUAAAGGGCAAAGGCGAUAUGCGUACCUAUUGGCUAAUCAGUCAAACUCGCGAACAACAACUACAGCAGAACUCUGUUGUUGUCCUUAACGACGCAGCUCCCGACCUCAUCAGUAAUGUAGAUACGGAAAGUUUUACCUCCAGUUCGGCGGCCUUACAUCCGAUCAUGAAUCACUGUUACAUUAAGCAUCUGCAACGUGGAGGCUCCUGUUUCUCAAACACAGCCAACCAGCAGAGUAGUCGACAACGUUACAUCAAGACGGCCUAUUGCAGUUGUGAAACUAAAUGUAUAUACAAUCGUCGUUCGGAUGAUAAUGUAACGGUGGAUACGAUGCCACAUCGCAAACAACAAGGAUAAACGAAUACAGUUUGUAAUAAUAGUUAUCUGUGUGUAUGUCGCUUAAAUUCAAGUGUUUCGCAUACAACGACCACACAUCGAGGACCACGUUCGGCACCUGUUAUAACAUUUCGUUUAUAGAGAAAUUCAACGAACUUUUUAUAAAAAAAAAACAAUAUACAACGUCUAUAGUUAAACUAAUUCGACUAGUUACUAUCCUUUUAACUUAGAACACCUACACGUACUAAUAAGUGUUAAUUUAAUUUCUCUCUUUUGCUCUAUUGCCGUUAGCCUUAUGUGUAAAUUAUCUUUAACCAAACAUAAUUGUA